Molecule: messenger RNA, 2889 nt
Organism: Jaculus jaculus (lesser Egyptian jerboa)
Lineage: Eukaryota; Metazoa; Chordata; Mammalia; Rodentia; Dipodidae
Gene: Fam186b
Product: family with sequence similarity 186 member B
Exons: 8
Coding region: 1-2856 (951 amino acids)
Source: RefSeq, a predicted model, not a curated record
AUGGAGAAGGACAACCCCCCACAUUUGGUGAUUCCCACAUCGGUGAAAACUAUUAUCUCAAGGAUUGAGGCUGCCCAGCUAACUAGGACUCAGGAGGAUAUUUCUCACCAGCUCUCAGACAUCUUGGACAACGUCAAUUGUGCCAUCAACCGUUUCCAGGAAGAAUUAGGAUAUGAUUUAAAAGAAAAGGCGAAAUCUCAUCAGCCAGAGCAAAAAGGAAAGAAGAGAUUCAUCUUGCUGGAGAAAAUUGCCUCCUUCUCCAAAGAUGCUAAGACUAAAGAGAAGCACCUCUAUGAAAUCCUUGACUGGCUGGGUGACUGGGGUGACAGUCUAACCUAUGAGAUAAAGAACAGGAAGAGUGAGGAGGAAGAGGAAGGCAUGGACGAAUGGAUUGAGGUGAUGGAGAAAGUGUUGCCUCUCUCCCUCAUGGCUACCAAGGGAGGCAUUGAGUCUCUCAUUUCUCUUUGCUCAACUCUCAUUGAAGAACAAAAGAAAAAGACACAAAUGUCCAAACAUAACUUAUGGGCGGACUGGCUGGAGAAAAGCCAACAAAAGUCUUCACCCCACCCCCAGCCACCAAGCCCAGAGCACAUGUUCCAGGACAAGCCCAGCGCGUGCACCAAGGUCUCCGAGGUGAAGUCCAUGCUGCAGGAGCUCCUGGACUCUACCAUGUUCAACAAGGGGGAGGUCAAGGCCAUCAGGUACAUGGCCACUGUGGUGGAGAACCUCAACAAGGCCUUGAUCUUCCAGCACAAGGAGAAUAGGGACCUGGAGACCAAAUACAGGCACCUGCAGUUAGAGAUGACCAAAGAGCUGGGCAGCCAGAAACAGUACUUCCAGAAGUCCAUCGAAGACCUUGAGAGCAAGAGGGAUGCUCUCCUAAAGCAGGUAGAGGCCCUAGGGCGGAAGUACCAUGACCUCCUCCUGAUAAAGCGCGCCCUAGAAUUCCAGCUGCAGGCCGCUCAGACUGCCGGCGGCCAAGCAGAAGACUUGGGUGAAGAUUUUGUUCACUCCACGAGCACCCCUGAAAAAGAGACCCUUCCAGAAAAGGAGAUGGUUGUGGAGGAAACACAGCCGGAGCUCAAGGAAGAGCAGCAUUUGUUCUCCCCUCUCUCCCCAAGAUCCUCAGCCAAGGCCUCGGACGGUGGGGCUACACCUCCCGCACGCCCCCCGCGCCCCAGCUUGGCGGUGCAUGCAAGGAUCGCGGAUGUGUUCAGUGAUCACACUAGGAGCCUGGAGCCCGUGCUCCUACCCUCCAGAGCUCCCGAGUUCCCGGUGCAUUGGGAGAGACUGGUGGCCGAGGACCCAGGGCCCGAAGAUAAAGACGAGGAGAAGGAGGAUGUCCAAAAGUCCUGUCACAGCAAGCACUCGUCCCCACCCGGCUCCGGGAAGAUGAGUCUGGAGAGCCAGGUGGGGCACUGGGAGGAAGAGCUGGGCUGGGAACGGCAGAGGCAGAAGUGGCUGCAGGAGGAGGAGAUGUGGCUCCAAAGGCAGAAGAAGUGGGCCCUGCAAGAGCAGGAGCACCAGGAGAAGCUGCGGCAGUGGGAGGCCGAGGCGGCGGCCCGGCAGCAGUGGCAGAGGCUCACCCAGCCCGAGGAGGAGCCCCGCAGCUCCAAGAAGGGGCCGAGGGAGCGGAAGGAGGACGCAGAGAGGUUGAUCUUCACGACCACCAGCCGCUGGCGGAACUUGGAGAAGGCCGAACCCUCGCCAGUGCCUCCCCCGAGCCGGUCGCAGUCGGCUUGCCAAAGCAGGCGGCCGCGCCUGCCCGUGGCCCCGCACGCCCAGGAGCCCUGCCCCCGAGCCCUGAGGACCGCGAAUUCCGCCGAGGUCACGCAGCGACCCCCACGGGCCGCCCAGCAGGUUCCCACCAAACCCAAGAAGUCAACCUCCUGUCCCAUCACUGGGACAACGAUCCGCAGGGUGGCCCGGCCCCCUAUGCAUAAAUACCCGGUCACCCCCAAGGAGAAGGAGUACCGCAUGGACACGCAGGCCCAGCGGAAAAACCUGCAGCUCCUGGGCGGGGAGGCGGAGCUGGCGCUGCCGCACUACCUGCGCAGCAAGGCCCUGGCGCUCACCACCACCACGAUAGAGCUGAGCAUCUGCAAGCUGCAGUGCCUGUGCCAGAAGUACAUCCACUACCGACGGUUCCAGAGACUCCGACAAGAAGUGAUCAGACACAUAAGAGCCAUGCGACAAACAAGGGCCACCCAUAAAGCCCAGAGCCUCUAUCUCUUCCUGGAAAAUAUAGACCAUCAGCAGAGGGUCAAGCUGCAGGCCUGGACAGACAAGAGGAAGCACCUGGAGAUGAAGCACCGGGAGUGCCUGCGCAGCAUGGUGACCAUGUUCCCCAGGCUCCAGCGGGAGUGGAACGUCCACUUGAACAUCCCAGUCACCUCCACAAAGCCAAAGAAAUGCAAGUCACCCCCAGCCUUACUGGAGAGAGUCCACUCAGGUGGCACCACUAGCAAGGGCCCCUCUGCUUCUAAGCAUCUGGAGUCUGCGCCCCUGCAGAUGGCCAGCCACCAGGGGAGGAAGAUGGAAGCCAUCUGGAAGGCUGAUGUGGCCUCUUCAAGUCACCCAAUAGAAAGGAAGACCCCUGCUAGCCUGCCCUGGGAUCAACUAGAGGGAUACCCAGAUAUCCCCCGGCUGCUGGCAGUGGACGAACAUUCCUAUCACAGAAACAUGAAGUCCUCCAAGACCCACUCUUUCAGUGCCUCAACAACCCAGAUGAAGGAAUGCCAGGACCCAUCAGAGGAGCUAGCUGAAUUUGUCUACAAAAAAUCAAGCCAUUCACUCCCUGGAGUCCUACAAAGCAAGAAGGAUCGAGGCAGCUUUAGACCCCACUCCAUUCCUUAGCUAGUAAGUCUCAAACUUCCAAGUGACUAAAAA